Molecule: messenger RNA, 819 nt
Organism: Akanthomyces muscarius
Lineage: Eukaryota; Fungi; Ascomycota; Sordariomycetes; Hypocreales; Cordycipitaceae
Exons: 3
Coding region: 1-819 (272 amino acids)
Biological process (GO): mycotoxin biosynthetic process
Source: RefSeq, a predicted model, not a curated record
AUGGAGGACUACAGAGACAGCCGCAGCUCAACUGCCCAGGAAUCAGACGUGGAUAUUCCGCUGGAGGAGAAGGAAUCACUCCUGAGUCGCGUCAUGGUACAGAGAGGAAAAUCUUCUAGGCCUGUAUUGAAGGGUAUCUUGUUUGGUUUGCUCAUCGCAGUUUUGGCUGUGUCCAAUGUGAUCCUCGGUGCGGUAGUUCUGGGUCAACAGCAGAACAGCCACAAGUCCUCUGGCAAGACGCAUGCCACACUUGGGCACCCUCCCCACCACCCCCACGAACACGACAAGAAGAUACCAGUGCCGCUCGGUGGUUUGCCUCAUGUUGACGCACAUCCAGACUGGCUACCGCCAGAAGAGUGGCGCACUGAAGUGUUCCGCCUACAUCAGAUCUAUGGAGAAGAACCGGUCGGCACGGCAAAGGAAGCCUGGCUCUCUAUGAUCCCAAAGGGAAAAGGGUUCAUUGUGGUGAAGAAUGACACCGAGCUCUCCAACAUGCCUGGACUUCGCCGCCCGGCCCAGCAGCAGAAGGCUUGUGUGGCAAUAUUUCAUCAAAUGCAUUGUCUGUACAUUACCUACAAGGCAUACUGGAACGCUCGCGCUGGCGACGACGAUGAAAUCCCACCCGAGCACCUCAUUCACUGCUGGGACUACUUGAGACAGAGCAUCAUGUGCGCUGGUGACACGUCUUUGGAAUGGGUUAAUGAAGAGGAGACUUUUCAGACGUCAGGCUGGGGCUUUCAGCAUACUUGCAAGAAUUUUGAUGCAAUAUUCGAGUGGACGGAGACGAACCGCUUCACGGAGAAGGUGGAAAUUGACUAG